Molecule: messenger RNA, 774 nt
Organism: Anopheles darlingi
Lineage: Eukaryota; Metazoa; Arthropoda; Insecta; Diptera; Culicidae
Exons: 3
Coding region: 31-774 (247 amino acids)
Biological process (GO): regulation of transcription by RNA polymerase II
Cellular component (GO): nucleus; transcription regulator complex
Source: RefSeq, a predicted model, not a curated record
UCCAAGAAGUGUUUACAAACUUCGUGGAAAAUGAGUUUCGAGGAAAAUUUAAUCGCCAAAGUUCGCGCAAAUGAAGUGCUUUACAACGUGAAAAAUGUGAAUUAUAGACGAAAAAACGAUAAGGAACGAUUGUGGCAACAAAUUGCCUACGAUUUACACUGCCCAGUCGAUGUUUGCCGAAGACGGUGGAAAAGCUUGCGGGACAAAUUCAUCAAACUCAGCCGUGCCGAGCAUACAUCUCGCGGGACUUCCGACGAAGAGCAACCUCGGAAGUGGCGAUACUACGACAGCCUCACUUUUUUAUUAGGCUGCAACAAGAACUCCCUAUCCAACACUUCUACCUUCUUGGACGGCAUGUUUAUGAGCGACGAAAGAUACGUCGACAUCAAGUGCGAACAUCCGAACAACCGGCAGUACGUUCGGGAUGAUACGGCAGUGGUGGCCACUGAGUGCACGUCCGUACUAAGCACCACCGAUCGAUUCACCGUGGACGGUCGUCCAGCUACGGUAACACUUGAUUUACCGAGCAGCACCGGCGGCAGCAGCAGCGGCAACCGAAAACGCUCACUGGAUAACAUUGAGUCGGAAUGCGUUAAAAUUAUACGUUCUGCUGCCGAAACUAUUCAGCUAGAGGCUAGCUGUAAUAUUCGCAAGUCGAGCACACAGCUCCUGUUCGAGGCACUUGCGCUGCGAAUCGAUGAAGCCAAUAUGCCAGCUGCCCGGUUAAACGCACUCCACACGGCGGUCACCAACUUGGUUUACUCGUCCUUAUGA